Drosophila ananassae is the source of this 1149-nucleotide messenger RNA. RefSeq lists its product as uncharacterized. The transcript is spliced from 7 exons. The coding region runs from base 110 to 655 and encodes 181 amino acids. Lineage: Eukaryota; Metazoa; Arthropoda; Insecta; Diptera; Drosophilidae. The record is from RefSeq and is a predicted model, not a curated record.
UCACAUCCGACUCUCCAGAUUUGGCUGUAAUAAAAAAAAAUUUCGUCAUUAUUUGUACACCGCUAAUUUCAAUAAUAGAAACAUAUUUACUUUAAGUAAAUAAAAUAAAAUGGCGUUUCGUCUUAUGACUGUAGCUAUCCGAAAACGUGCUCCCCUACUAUCUGCGCCAAGGAUAUUGACUCCUGCAGUACCGUCGCCAAUUGUCCGCACAUAUUUUGAAAGAAAGAAUCUUACGCCGUUUUGGGACGGCACCACUUUCUCGAAGAAAGCUAUAGCGCAUCACUGGGGGGCCGUUCCCAUCAUCGUGAUUUCACUUUUGGCCUUCACCACCGAAGUGAUAUUCUGGAUCCUGAUCGCCCUGACCAGGCACGACGUCGAAUACACGAGGAACUCGGCGCAUUGGAAAGCCCUCGAGACCCGUCAGGGAGUAUAUUAUCCGGCUGAAUACCGAAAGUUCAUACGGUUCCAUCAGGAAUGCAAAACUCCCAAAGAUUUAAUUCGCGCCAAUCAAGGUGAUACCGCCGGGCCAGAUUUCGCUGAGGACAGUGAUGGAAAGAAGAAAAAGUCGGGGGAGGAAACUGAGUUUAGCGGAAAGAAGUUGGCCGGUCAUGCAGUUUUAACUGGAGCUGCUCUUGGUCUGGCUGCCGCCCUAUGAGCCUGUGCAAUGUACAUUUUGUUUUCUGGGAAUGUUCCAUUGGGAAAUCAAUCAUCAUAAGACGAGGUCUAGUAGCGUGCGUUCAUAUGCUUUGGAGGUCGGAUAUUAGGUUGAACCCUAUAUCCUUUCAGCUAAACCUACUGCGGUUGCUUGGUAUGGAUUCGUGAGAAUUCGGAUCAGCUUAGUCUUGCCCGGGAUCUCCAAUCCAUAUGAAUAGCAAACGUCAACAAUACCAAUGCGCAUAUGACCAUCAUACUUCCCGUCGGUAUGGACUUUAGGGAAGUGAACCCACUCCUGUGACGACAAACUCAGGCUGAAACCCUGCGGAAAAAGUGAAUGAUCAGUGAACUGUGGAUGUGCCAGCAAGCGAUAGUCUUAAUCAAAUAGUGUGAUAGAACCGUUUAGAGAAAGUUAUCUGUAUACAUAGAAAUAAAUAAAUCAAACGAAUAAAAUUGUAGAGUGAAAAAAAGAUAGCGUUUUAAACUAUCAAUAAA